CCACGUGACUGGCUCCGCUCUCAGACCAUCAUGGCGUCUCCCAGUGGGAAGGGAGCCCGGGGGCCGGAGGCUCCGGGCUGCGGGCCCCGGCCGCUAGCCCGGGACCUGGUGGACUCCGUGGACGACGCGGAGGGGCUGUACGUGGCGGUCGAGCGGUGUCCGCUGUGCAACACCACCCGCCGGCGGCUGACCUGCGCCAAGUGCGUCCAGAGCGGCGAUUUCGUCUACUUCGACGGCCGCGACCGGGAGAGGUUUGUUGACAAGAAGGAAAGGUUAAGCCAACUUAAGAGUAAGCAAGAAGAAUUUCAAAAAGAAGUGUUAAGAGCUAUGGAAGGAAAAUGGGUAACAGAUCAGCUGAGAUGGAAAAUUAUGUCGUGCAAGAUGAGGAUUGAACAGCUGAAACAAACAAUAUGUAAAGGAAAUGAGGAGAUGAAGAAAAAUUCUGAAGGCCUUCUUAAAACAAAGGAGAAGAACCAGAAGCUUUACAGCCGGGCACAGCGGCACCAGGAGAAGAAGGAGAAGAUCCAGAGGCACAAUCGCAAGCUUGGCGACCUGGUGGAGAAGAAGGCCACCGACUUGAGAAGUCACCACGAGCGGCUGGCGCACCUGCGGCGCUCCCACGUGCUGGAGCUGACGUCCGUCAUUUUCCCCAUGGAGGAAGUAAAGACUGGCGCGAGAGACCCUGCGGACGUGUCCUCCGAGAGCGACAGCGCCAUGACCUCCAGCACCGUGAGCAAGCUCGCCGAAGCGCGGAGGACCACCUACCUGUCAGGCCGCUGGGUGUGUGAUGACCACAACGGCGACACCAGCAUUAGCAUUACUGGGCCUUGGAUCGGCCUCCCCAACAACGGGGACUACUCUGCCUACUACAACUGGGUGGAAGAGAAAAAGACGACGCAGGGGCCUGACAUGGAGCACAGUAACCCCGCUUACACCAUCAGCGCCGCAUUGUGCUAUGCCACCCAGCUGGUCAACAUUCUGUCUCACAUACUAGACGUGAACCUUCCCAAAAAGCUGUGCAACAGUGAAUUCUGUGGGGAAAAUCUCACCAAGCAGAAAUUUACCCGAGCAGUGAAGAAACUGAAUACAAACAUCCUUUAUCUUUGUUUUUCUCAGCAUGUAAAUUUAGAUCAGUUACAACCACUGCACACCCUCAGGAACCUCAUGUACCUGGUCAGCUCCAACUCUGAACACCUGGGCAGGUCGGGACCCUUCGAAGUGCGCGCUGACCUCGAGGAGUCCAUGGAAUUUGUGGAUCCUGGAGGCGCCGGAGAGUCAGAGGAGAGUGGGGACGAGCACGUAAGUGAUGAGGAAACCGACCUGGGCACGGACUGGGAGAACCUGCCCAGCCCCCGCUUCUGUGACAUCCCUUCCCAGCCCGUGGAGGUGUCCCAGAGCCAGAGCACCCAGGUGUCCCCGCCCAUCGCCAGCAGCAGCGCGGGCGGCAUGAUCUCGUCCGCGGCCGCCUCCGUGACCUCCUGGUUCAAGGCUUACACUGGCCACCGCUAGCGCGCAUGCGCCCGCCGCAGCAGCCUGGGACCGGGCAAGGUCUCCGCCGCACGCUAGCGGGCCUGGAACUGCAGGCAGCGACCGGUUGUUCAUUGGAAGCAGGGGAACAGCGUUUGUCAGGGGACCUGGGCUGGUGACCCCCUGCUUGGGAUGGUAAAUAGAACCCAGGGGCCACAGGCCUUGCUCCCCUGCCCCACGCUGGGGGGAGGAGGAGCUGUGGGUGUGGCCGCUCCGUUGAAGGAAUCCGACGGUUCCCCAGCUCUGUAAGUUUUAGAGCUUGGUGAACCACAGGAAGUGAUUCUUACUGUUAGGACUUGAAAGGUGAAAGCUGUUUAACAGGAUUUUUUUUCCUGUUUUUUUUUUUUUUUUCUUUUCUUUUUUUGGUGCAGAGAACCAGCAGGCUUUGUUUGUAACUUGGUCAGCUUCGGCAGGUAGACGAAGGGCUUUGGUUUUGUUUGGGAAGGGUGGUCUGGUCUUGACGUGGUCACGGAUCAUUUCAUUUGUGUGUGUCCUGGCUCAUCAGACAUUCCUGCACCCCUCUCCACCACACACCAAAGAAAUUAAGGUCUCAUCUUUAGGACUCGCACCCCAGACCAGGAGAGAUCCUCGAGGUUCGCAGCCGAGUCUCUUGUGUUCCGCGGGCGACCAAGCCUGUCUUACCGGGCCUGGCAGAUCAUCCCCCUGCACCGUGUGCAUUUUGAAGUUGAACUUCUCUCCAUGAGCAAAACUUAAGUCCUUAGGGUCUUUCCCUUAGGUAAGCUAAUCGCCUGCUGGGCACAGGUCAGGCCCAGUGUCCGCAGGCAAAACACCCUGCUUGCUUGUUCCCUAGGGGUCGGGUCGGUGUAGCUUCUAGGACGUGACCUGCGCUCAGAAAAGCAGAGCAGGGUCCUACAGCUGAUCCUGCUGUACCCCGGGGAAAGCUGGCGACAAAGAAUUUUCCCUCAUCAAGAGAUCAUUUUCAGCUACUGUGUCUUGUCAUUUCUCGUAGUGACAAUCUUACAGGAAAACCCUGAGAGGCAUUAUGUACAAAUGUGUAAGUAGUUUAUUUUCAAUAACUGCAAAAAAAAAAUCCCCUGAAAAUUACUGCUCCAUCUUCGUGUGAUUAGCAUGAAAGGACCGCAGAGAGAUCACCCAGGUGCGCGUCCCACCCAGCUGUUCUCACUGUCAUGGUUACGGCUCCAGCUUUGCCUCCAGAUCUGAGGUGCUAAGUAGCUUUUGCUGUUGACACAUUCGGUGUUUGGUAGAGGCUGGGGAGGAGCUGCAGAAGAGGGCGCCUGUCCCUUUCAGGAGUCACAAGGUCCCUGGCUCUGGGCGCUUUCUCCACGGGGAGGCACCAGGCUUUUCCCCUUGCGCCUUCUUACACAGCCAGUGCUGGGCUUGCGUUUUGCUGUCCAGUUCUGGAGUUCACAGAAAGUGGAUGUGGCAGACUCGAACACGUGCCCGGUGACCUGGACGGCUCCGCGCGGCCGCUGCUUCGGGCCCUCGGAAAGCAGGGCGUAGGCGCAGGAGUCGGCCCCCGGGAACUGGGACUUCGCAGACUGACUUCCGCUGAGCUGCACAAUAGCCCUGGUUCUCUUAAUAAGCCUCAGAGCCAGCCAUGAGCAUGGGGGGAAGCUAAGGGUGUCCGGGGCUCUCAAACUCAGAUGGGAGUAACUCAGUCAAACUUGCAAGGAUGUGGGGAAUUUGGGGGUUGGGUGGGGUGUGUUUUGUUGUUAAUGUCAACUCGAGGCACUUUAUGUAGGGUGAGGUGGGCGACCCCUGUGGUGGUCGAGCACCAACAUGCUGGCUUACACCGCUGAAAUGUUUUGGGUUUCAUUAUUUUGCACUGGAUCCACCCUGUACAUAGUCUUAAAUACACAUUUCAACCACUGUUUCUUCCUCCUCUCUAUUGCUGCUCCUUAAGAAUCUCCUGUAGGUGCCAGAACUGUAUGUAAACAGCUUUUGAAAAAAAUGGAAGCUGGUUUUUUUUCUUUGAAACAAAAGCCAUAGACAUGGUCCUGUUUUCCAUUUCUUGAAACAAGGUAAUGCUAACGAAAACCCACAGGCACCAAAUAGGCUGCUUACAGUGGUCUGUUAGAGACCCCUUCUUGUAAUGGGAUAGAACUAAGAAAAGUUUGCACAUCCAGAGGUCAAGGGGAAGAAGAGCCUCAGUGGGCAUGAGGGACGGGAUUCGUGCGCGGACUCGGGCCGGGCGUGGGGCCAGCGCUGCGGGGAGGGCCCUGUGCCCAGGUCGGGGCACACCAAUGUUUUCUAGACUUUUAUUGUAUUACUGCAAUAAACCUUUUAACAGGA
This is a messenger RNA of Oryctolagus cuniculus (rabbit), 3801 nucleotides long. It is a transcript of the gene ATG14, whose product is annotated as autophagy related 14. Gene Ontology annotation, cellular component: autophagosome; extrinsic component of omegasome membrane; extrinsic component of phagophore assembly site membrane. NCBI's taxonomy places the organism in Eukaryota, Metazoa, Chordata, Mammalia, Lagomorpha, Leporidae. Gene Ontology annotation, biological process: mitophagy; autophagosome membrane docking; autophagosome assembly. The record is from RefSeq and is a predicted model, not a curated record. Gene Ontology annotation, molecular function: phosphatidylinositol 3-kinase regulator activity; protein-membrane adaptor activity.